This is a messenger RNA of Leptonychotes weddellii (Weddell seal), 879 nucleotides long. The record is from RefSeq and is a predicted model, not a curated record. Lineage: Eukaryota; Metazoa; Chordata; Mammalia; Carnivora; Phocidae.
CGCCCGCCGCGCCCGCAGCAUGGGGAAACUUCACUCCAAGCCGGCCGCCGUGUGCAAGCGCAGGGAGAGCCCGGAAGGUGACAGCUUCGCCGUGAGCGCCGCCUGGGCCCGGAAGGGCAUCGAGGAGUGGAUCGGGAGGCAGCGCUGUCCAGGCGGCAGCUCUGGACCCCGACAGCCGCAGGUGGCGGGCACCGUUGGCAGAGGAACCCGGGAGCUCGUGGGUGAAGUUUUCAGAGAAACGCUCAGUGAGGAGGAAGAGGAAGACUUUCGGCUAGAAGUGGCCCUGCCUCCCGAGAAGACAGACGGGUUGGCCAGCGGAGAUGAGAAGAAGAGGGAGAAGGCGAGCGAAUCUUGCCCGGGCUCCAAGAAGCAGCUGAAAUUUGAAGAGCUACAGUGUGACGUGUCCGUAGAAGAGGACAGCCGGCAGGAGUGGACCUUCACCCUGUACGACUUUGACAACAAUGGCAAGGUCACCCGUGAGAUGUGAUAGCUGGAAUUCUAGCCACCGCUUUGGACCGUGAGGACAAGGACAAUGCCCUAGAGAUGGUGGAGUGGCUGGAAGAAGCCUGUGCCCCCAAGGAACAGGACUUCUGUUGCAGACCUGGACACCUACAUUUAGACUCUUCAACGAGGAAGAAACCAACUUUUCACUUGUUUAAAGCACUUUCUCUUGCAACCAAACUGAAUCCUCAGUGAAAUGACUUUCUUGACACCAAGCCCUGUUGGACAUUCUCUAGCCCCUCCGGACCACAUUUAGCAGGAGGCUUUACCGAAUCCUCCUUUAAAAAUUGCUGCAUUGAAACUGGGUACGUGGGACCUCUCUGUACUGUCUCUGCAGAAUCUGUAAGUAUCGACAAAAUAAAAAGUGUUUAAAAUGGC